Messenger RNA from Trichoderma asperellum CBS 433.97, 594 nucleotides. The record is from RefSeq and is a predicted model, not a curated record. NCBI's taxonomy places the organism in Eukaryota, Fungi, Ascomycota, Sordariomycetes, Hypocreales, Hypocreaceae.
AUGGAACAAGGCAAGAUCGUACCCGAUCCUCCUAAAUAUAACCGAAGUCGACCACUUCCGACCGUCGAGCUUGUAUACAAGAAUCAGCUACCAAACUGCCCUGGAAAAUCUAGCGUGGGCCUCUUGGUUACCUAUCCUCCUCGGGGCGCUACACCCCCUCACCGCCACGCAGGAGCUUCUGUAUCUGCAUUCGUCAUCGAAGGAACGGUACUCAAUAAGAUGAACGACGACUCGACUCGUAUGGUGGAGCAGGGUGGAAGCUGGUUUGAGGCCCCAGGCUGCCACCACAAGGUCAGCGAAAAUUACAGCGCCGCGGAAUCCGCCAAGCUGCUAGCGACGUUGAUUGUGGAUACAGAGAUUGUGGAGAAGGGUGGAGUCGCCGCCUUGGUGGUUUACGACGACGAAUAUAAAGACAUUGGGCUCAGGGCUUAGUCCUUCUAGACGACAGCAAGCCAAACCAGACUAGGUAAUGGCCCAUUGCUAACAAAGUAGAAAAUUAGUUUUAGCGCCGAUUUCUCAGGCGGUUGAAGAGGUGGCAACAUAUUAUAGUCGAAUUUUGCCAACCCAUUGAUAUUGAGAAAUCAUCAUUGAAUC